This is a messenger RNA of Moneuplotes crassus, 1398 nucleotides long. The record is from the annotation of a GenBank genome assembly. Lineage: Eukaryota; Ciliophora; Spirotrichea; Euplotida; Euplotidae.
AUGACAAAUCUCGACAAGCAUAUAUCAGCCAGUUUUUCUCCCCAUCCUAAUUUGCAGAGUUCCUUUUGACAAGAUGGAGCUCAAUUUUGUUCAAAUUCAGAUCAGCCAAAAGGCUAUCUUAAAGAAGGGUUCUUUCCUAAAGAUAGCCUGGGUUCAAAACAUACUGAAAUUAGAACUAAUCUCCUUAAUCAGCAAGAAGGGCUAUCUGAAAGCCAGGUUAAGGAAGAACAAAUUUCAGUGAAAACUGAAGAAUUAUCUAUUUCUUUAAACUGAAAGCAAGAAAUUCCAAACCCUGCAAUUGCCAAAUAUUCAUGAAAUAUAGGAGGCAUACAUGAAGACGAUGAAGAAGCUUGAGAGUCAAGGAAGAAUACAAAUAGUUUUAUCAGCAAUAUUCCCAAAAAUAAAGACAAUCAGAUUUAUUGAGAAGAGUGUUCCCUCCCUAAACGUGCUGGUUUAGAGAAGGAAUAUGAUAAAUUUUUUGACUUAAGACACCAACACCAAGAUGGGCAAAACCAACAAACUAAUACACUGAAAAAUAUAAAUAUGAAAAAUAUAUCCCCAAGCUUUAAGAAGAUGAAAAUUUCCCAUAAAUGGAAUGCGAAAAGAAAAAAGCUCUCUGAUUUUCUCAAUAAUAUACAUCCAUCUGCAUUAAAUAUCCUUGGAUAUGCAUUUCCAUUAAGAAGUUAUAGCUAUAUCACUGGUAAGUGCCAGUAUACGAAUUCUGGUCACUCUAAUUCAGAUUACGAGCCACAUGAAUACUUCAGAUCAAACAAAAUGGACCAGAAUAUUUGGAAUGGCAAGUUACCUCAAUACUAUCACUGUGAUUUUAUACUAAAGAAGGAAAACCAGCAUCGUUUAAAUAUCCAGCAAUAUGAAGAUCCUGAAUUUAAGGAUAUUAGCAAGUCAGAUUUUAACAAAGAAGAUGAACAAGAUGUCAAAAAUGAGGUAAAAACAGAGGUAAAAUCUGAACCAGACUGUCAAAUUGAGCCCCAAGGAAUUACAGAAGUAACUAAGUUAAUUACAGAGGACAGCACAAAUACUUUGAACCAAGUUUCAUUUAACCUAAGCAGGGAGACUAAUGUUAUGAUGCCCUAUAUACAGAAGAAAUAUAUAGAAGAUUGCUCCACAAUAGAUAGUCCUGACAACUAUCAGCUAAAGAUACUCCCUUACUCCCAUGAAAGAAAUUUCAGGCUAAAUUUGGGAAGAGAUAGUGAGCCAAGUGAUGAUAAUUGUGCUUGAAAUGAAACUAAUUCUUCAUACUCUCAUAAAAACUCCCCUCUUCCUUCAAUCUUAAAGCCAUUGACAUCGUCUGGGUCAUAUACUACUAAUAAGAGAGUAUCUUUUGGGCCAACCUUGGUUAUGAAAUAUCAAAAUUAUUACUAAAAAUUCAACGGUUGA